Messenger RNA from Pichia kudriavzevii, 1095 nucleotides. RefSeq lists its product as uncharacterized. Gene Ontology annotation, biological process: ubiquitin-dependent protein catabolic process. The record is from RefSeq and is a predicted model, not a curated record. Bases 1 to 1095 code for a protein of 364 amino acids. Gene Ontology annotation, molecular function: polyubiquitin modification-dependent protein binding. Gene Ontology annotation, cellular component: cytosol. NCBI's taxonomy places the organism in Eukaryota, Fungi, Ascomycota, Pichiomycetes, Pichiales, Pichiaceae. The transcript has a single exon.
AUGUCUGAGUUUACAAUUACCAUUAAAAUGACGGGGGACAAGAAACACGAAGUUACAGUUUCCCCGGAAAUGACCGUUCUGCAACUCAAGGAAAAGAUUGCUUCUGAUUUGGACAUUUCCGUAGACCGUCAACGCCUCAUCUUCUCAGGUAAGGUGUUAAAAGAUAAUGACACUCUUGAUGUCUACAAAAUUAAGCAAGGACAUUCGAUCCAUUUAGUCAAAGGUGCCGCAAAGUCAACCUCACAACCACCUCAGCCUCUCUCAACAGAAACUAACACCACCAAUACAACGGGGAAUAAUCCUUCAACUUCGGCUGUUCCGUCAAAUAUUGAAUCAGGUCAAGGCGCGUUCAAUCCGUUGGCCGGCUUAACAGAUGCGAGAUAUGCAGGUUACAAUAUUCCAAUGCCAACUAUGGAUCAACUUGGUUUUGGUGCUGAUGGCAUGCAAUUACCUCCUGAAAACCAAUUGGAACAAAUGAUGGACAAUCCUUUGUUUCAAGAAAGUAUGAGAUCGAUGCUUUCAAAUCCUCAAAUGUUGGACUAUAUGAUACAACAGUCACCUCAAUUGAGAGCUAUGGGUCCAGCUGCCAGGGAAUUAUUGCAAUCGGAUUAUGUCAAAAACAUGCUGACAAACCCUCAGGCAAUGAGGAGUAUGAUGGAGAUGCAGAGAGCCAUGGGUGGCAUAGGUGCCACUGGGGCAAACACAAACUUCCCAUCACCCGGAAAUCCAUCUGACUCUAACACUGCAAACACGGAUUCGCCACGUAAUUCAACUUCAAACUCUUCAGGUUCCUCUGUACCAAGCAAUCCAUUUGCGUCACUAUUUGGAGCAGGUGUUCCUGGAGCAGGUUUAGGAGGUAAUCCCUUUUUGGCAAAUCCUAAUUUAAUGAAUCUCUUUGGUGGUGCCAGUACUGGUACUGGUUCAACUGCACCUUCUGCUUCCGAUACAAGGCCUCCAGAAGAAGUCUAUGCAACACAAUUACGUCAAUUAAACGAUAUGGGCUUCUUUGACUUCGACCGUAACAUUGCCGCAUUGAAACGUAGCGGUGGAUCUGUGGAAGGUGCUAUUGAAAUGUUGCUAAACGGCUCUGUUUAA